AUGAAGUCUUCCAGCUCCUUCAUCGCCAGCGCGGCCGGCGCCCUUUUCCUCUCCACCGGCAUUGGUAUCGCCAACGCCGCCUACUCCAUCGCUUCCAACGACGACAUCAAGAACACGGCCAGAGACAUCGCCUACGACUUGAUGAAGUUUUAUGAUGGAAACGAGACCGGCCACACGCCCGGUAUCUUGCCUGGUCCGCCGCCCGCGGGUGAUUACUACUGGUGGGAGGGUGGUGCGCUUUGGGGAACCAUGAUUGACUACUGGCAUCUGACGGGCGAUUCCUCCUACAACGACGUCGUCAUGCAGGCCAUGCUGCAUCAGGUCGGGCCCAACCGCGACUACAUGCCUCCCAACUACACGGCAUCGCUGGGUAACGACGAUCAAGGGUUCUGGGGCAUGUCCGCCAUGACCGCCGCCGAGAAUAACUUUCCCAACCCGCCGACCGACCAGCCCCAGUGGCUCGCCCUCGCCCAAGCCGUCUUCAACACCAUGGCCAGCCCUGACAGACACGAUAACACGUGCGGCGGUGGUUUGCGCUGGCAGAUUCCUCUAUCUAACAACGGAUAUAACUACAAGAACAGUAUUGCAAAUGGCUGCUUCUUCAACAUCGGUGCCAGAUUGGCCCGCUACACCAAAAAUACGACUUACUCGGACUGGGCCGAGAAGACCUGGGACUGGGUUGAAUCUGUCGGAUUCAUCGACGCUGACUACAACAUUUACGACGGUGGCCACGUCGAGCACAACUGCACGGAUAUCAACAAGGCCCAAUUCUCCUACAACAACGGUGUUUACAUGCUCGGAGCCGCCCACAUGUACAACUUUACGGACGGAGACGCCAAGUGGAAGACCCGCCUCGACGGUCUCAUCCAGGGUACCAUGAAUGUGUUUUUCCCCAACAACAUCGCUUUCGAAAUUGCCUGCGAGGAGCACAACACUUGCACCACCGACAUGUUGAGUUUCAAGGGCUACGUCGCCCGCUGGAUGGCCAUUGUCACCCAGAUUGCACCCUACACCGCCGACAAGAUCCUCCCUGUCCUCCAAACUUCAGCAGACGCUGCAGUGAAGCAGUGCACGGGACAAGCCAACCAGCGCACCUGUGGCUUCAAAUGGAGCACGGGUACUUACGAUGGCACGAUUGGCGCCGGCCAGCAGAUGAACGUCCUCGGCGCUGUGUCAUCGCUUCUUAUUGGACAGGCCAAGCCGCCCGUAUCGAACAGCACUGGUGGUACUUCCCAAGGUGACCCGAAUGCCGGCAGCAACUCGAACAACGACCUGGGCGUCCACAACACCCCCAUCACGACGGCAGAUAAGGCCGGCGCCGGCAUCCUGACCUUUUUGGUCCUGGCAUCUGCCGCGGGUACAUUCGGGUGGAUGAGUUUUGGGGCGUAA
Molecule: messenger RNA, 1389 nt
Organism: Colletotrichum chrysophilum
Lineage: Eukaryota; Fungi; Ascomycota; Sordariomycetes; Glomerellales; Glomerellaceae
Exons: 4
Coding region: 1-1389 (462 amino acids)
Biological process (GO): carbohydrate catabolic process; fungal-type cell wall biogenesis
Molecular function (GO): mannan endo-1,6-alpha-mannosidase activity
Source: RefSeq, a predicted model, not a curated record